GAGCAGAAAUGUCAUAUUCUUGAUCAACUCCAAAAAUGUACACAACUUCGAGCUAGGAUAUUAUUUUCCUGUGUUAUUUGUUUAAUUUCUUCGGUGGUGUUUGCAUUGUAUUGAAACGGUUGUUUAUCUACCCCUCUUCGUUGAUUCCCUCGACUUGUGUGUCGGAAAAAGCUUGUCCGUCCAGCACAAUUGUGGUCAGUAUGUCCCGUUACAAUCAAUCGAGCCCUGGUAGCUAUGCUCAGACGUAUAAAUUAGUCGUAGUGGGAGGAGGUGGUGUCGGAAAAUCAGCAAUCACUAUACAGUUUAUACAGAGUCACUUUGUAUCGGAUUAUGACCCCACCAUCGAAGAUUCCUACACCAAACAAUGCGUUAUCGACGACAUUCCGGCGAAGCUAGAUAUUCUAGACACUGCCGGACAGGAAGAAUUCAGCGCCAUGCGGGAACAAUAUAUGCGCUCCGGUGAAGGAUUUCUGCUCGUGUUCGCCGUGACUGACCACGCAAGCUUCGAUGAAAUGUACAAAUUUCACAAGCAAAUACUACGCGUGAAAGACCGCGAUGAGUUUCCGAUGCUUAUGGUUGGUAAUAAAUCGGAUCUCGAUCAUCAGCGUGUGGUACCAUUGGACGAGGCCCAACAGCUUAGCAGACAAUUGAAAAUUCCGUACAUCGAAUGUAGUGCUAAGCUGCGAAUCAACGUGGAUCAAGCCUUCCAUGAGCUAGUUCGUGUGGUGAGGAAAUUUCAGCUUUCAGAAAGACCACUUAUCGAUGAAAAGGGUAAACGAAAGGGUGGGAAAAAGAAAUGUUGUAUCCUAUAAUGAACGUCAAUAUUGAUGGUUGUUACAGCACAAUAAUAUCGCACAGAAACAGUUUACGCCGACGAAAACAAAUGCUGGCUAGUGCCAUUAACGAGUACAAUUAACAGCUGCUUUCGAAUAAGAGGAUAAAUCUCCUUAACUGCCGUACUUCUUUUUAAAAGAAACAUUCAAAAUGUGUUUGACAAUACGUUAAUAACUCGAACGACUAAAUGAAAAAAAAAAAUCUGUUGACGUGACGUGCCAUAUAUUUGUGAAUGAUACACAUAUAUUGAACGACAAAUUAUUUCUAUGUUUCUACUAACAUCCUCAAUUAACAUUUCGAAAUCUGAAACGGUAGUGUAUCGGAAAAAAUACUUUUAAACCCAAUACUUCUCAUCAGAUUUUACAAACAGGAAAUGUUACAGUAAACUAAAGAUUUCACAUACAAACAUCUGAAAAAACAAGAAAUACACAUUUACUUUCAAACAAAGAAAUAACAUAUUUACUUUGUUUAUGAGACUUAUGCAUAGCCGAAUAAAAAAUUAUUCAUUGUCAAUCGAAGUCAAGGUACACCGAAUAUCAAAUAUUCGUACAACUCAAUACGCUCUGAUACGGAAUUGAAACAAAGCAAAGGUAUUGACGAUAAAUUAAUUGUUUUAACAAUAAGAAAAUUAAGAAUGAUCACAACACGAAACACGCGAUGUCACAUCAAUAUUAACCAAAAUAACUAGCUUUAAAUGUGCUUGGAAUUGUUGAAAACAAAUACUAAUCGAAAUUGUGCAAAAUCGAAACCGGGAUGACGAGCCGAAGGAUAUCCUUAUUUUAUUUUGUAACGGUGCUACUAAAAACAGGUUUUAUUCAGUUACGUAUGUUUCGUUUAAAUGUAUUAUCGAAAGUUUGAAUAUUUAUAAAAUAUACAUAUUUGAAUAUAACGAACAGAGAG
Molecule: messenger RNA, 1734 nt
Organism: Toxorhynchites rutilus septentrionalis
Lineage: Eukaryota; Metazoa; Arthropoda; Insecta; Diptera; Culicidae
Gene: Ras64B
Product: ras-like protein 2
Exons: 3
Coding region: 201-812 (203 amino acids)
Biological process (GO): signal transduction
Cellular component (GO): plasma membrane
Molecular function (GO): GTPase activity; GTP binding; GDP binding
Source: RefSeq, a predicted model, not a curated record